CACAAAAAUGUAUGAGAGUGAAAAAGAGUGAAUGAGUUUUUUUAACACGCGGUACUGCGAGUGAUAAUAAAUGAAACUCUUGUUGAGUAUAAUCAUGACUCCUGUCAAGGUUUCCUACCUUCAUGGGAAUCAUUUGUGUCUGAAUUAUUCAACGCUUCACUGACUUAAUUGAUCACCAGUACUCAUUUUUAUGGAUUUGAACGUGAUAUUUAUAAAAAUCGUUUUCGCGUGAUUUUUAUGGAAUUGAAUGUCAAAGUGUUGAAUAUAUACAUAUCAAGGGACAGGCCUACGUGAUAUUAUGCUUUUGACUAAAUCGUAAUUCUUAAUAAAACACUAACUGAUAGAUUUGCAUUUUUCGUUGUUUUUUAGUUUGUCAGUGCGUAAAAAAGUGUUAUUUGCUGCCGUACUUGCUGCUUUGGCGGUUAUUAUUUUCUCUGCUGUAGUAUUGACAUUGAAGCGUGACAAUAAAAAUGACGUUGUUCACCAAGCAGCCGUCGUUACGAAUGGUUUGGAAUGUUCAUCAAUGACUAGUAAAAUCUUAAAAGACGGUGGUUCUGUAGCAGAUGCAGCUAUUGUCGCGUUACUUUGCGAGGGUGUUGCAUCCCCCCAAAGUACUGGCCUCGGCGGUGGAUUUGUAAUGACAAUUUUCCGAAAACAGGAAAAUAAAGUGGAAACAUUGAUUGCACGUGAUGUAGCUCCGUUGGCGGCGACUGAAGAUAUGUUUGUUAAUACAACGGUUACAGGAGGAAAAGCCGUUGCUGUUCCAGGCGAACUAAAGGGUUAUUGGGAAUUGCAUCAGAAAUAUGGAAAAUUAGAUUGGUCGGUGUUAUUCGAUCCAGUCAUUGAACUCUGUCGUAAAGGUCACCAGGUUAGCCCAUAUUUGUCGCGAAUUUUAGAAAGUAAAAAACAUGUGAUAUUGGCAUCGCCAACUCUAUCUGAAGUGUACAUCGAUCCAAAAACAAACGAUGUAUACAGAAAAGGCGAAUUUGUUAAACGAUCAAAAUUGGCUGACACACUGGAAAUUAUCAAAAAAGAAGGUGUCGAUGCGAUUUAUAAUAAUGGAUCUGUUGGCAGGACAAUGGUGGAGGAUAUUCAACACAAUGGCGGCAUAGUUACCAUCGAAGAUUUAAAGCAGUACAAUGUUCGAUGGGAAGAACCAAUUUCGAUUGGUUUAAAAGAUAAUAAAACACUCCAUGGUAUAACAUUACCGGGAAGUGGAGCCUUGGUUGCAUUCAUAAUGAAUGUUCUGAAUGAUUAUUUACCACAAGAAGAGUCGAUAACGUCAAUGCAACGAAUCACAGAAGCCUUGAAAUUUGCAUACGCAGAACGCACAAAACUGGGCGAUGGUCAUUUCGUUGAAGACGCAUUGAAAGUCGUACAAAACCUAACGGAUUCCAAAUUCGCAGCAGAAAUUCGUCAAAAAAUAGAAGAUUUUAAGACUUACGAAGACUAUAAGCACUAUGGGGCUAGCUUCUCGUCCAAAGAGGAUUCGGGUACUGCACAUAUCAAUAUUAUUGCAUCAAAUGGAGAUGCAAUUUCAGCUACGGGAACUAUUAACACUUUAUUUGGAUGCAAAAUUAUUUCUCGAACUGGAAUAAUUUUAAAUGAUGGGAUGGACGACUUUUCAGUGCCUGGUCAAAAUAAUGCAUAUGGCGUUCCGCCGUCACCAGCCAAUUUUAUUCGGCCACAAAAAAUGCCAUUGUCUUCCAUGUGUCCGACAAUUUUGCUGGAUGAAAAUCGAAAUGUUGAAAUGCUCCUGGGCGCCGCCGGUGGAUCAAAAAUAACAUCUUCAGUUGCAUAUGUGCUUUCACGGUAUUUAUAUUUCAAAGAAUCUAUUGCGACCGCAGUACAUGCACCACGACUCCAUCACCAACUUGCACCAAUGCAAUUGCAAUAUGAAGAAGGAAUUCCAGACAGUAUUAUUGAUGGAUUACGUGGGAUCGGUCAUAAAAUGGUGCGAACACCUUCGGACAGUGGGUUUGCAGCACUAACUGCCAUUGGUCGUGAGGGGAAACAGUUUGUACCGGUAUACGAUCAUCGACGAAAGGGCAGCAUAGAAGUAUUUUAGAUAGGCAUUUUGUGAUAAAGAGCACGAUUUUAUACAAGGAAACACAAAAAACAACAUACACGUAGCAUUUUUAUUGCACUAUAUUCCUGAACAUACUGAAAUUUAUUGCCACCAAUCACUUUCGUGAUUUUUUUAUUAUUCUUUUGAAAUGUAUCUACAAGUUUAUAGAUUCACCUUGGGCAGGGUAAUUAUUUCUUUUUACAAAUUCACAAACGGAGCGAAUUUUAUACUUUUUGAUUGUCAGCUAUAUGUGGACAAAACGACUUUAUAGAAUAAAAAAAGAAUUAACACAAAACUUAGAAACCGAGUGUUAGACUCUUGAAAUCAUGGUAAUACUUUGCUUGAAUAUUUAAAAUAACGACUAAAAGGUUUAGAAAUCGAUUAAAUGGUUUGAUCAAAUUCUCGCCGAUGAACUUCAAUCUUUUGGACAAUGUGUAAAAUCGAUCUGCGCACCCACACAAAAAACAGACAAAAGUAUACUCAAAAAAAGUUUACUAAAAAGUAUAUGAAUGCUUCUCAUGAUAUUUAAAUAAAGUGUUAAAACAGUCGUGAUUCAGAAGACGUGCGAACCAAUCCAAGUUAACCUAUUCAACUACAAAAAAUAAAAUAAAAAAACAUUUUUUCCAUGAAUUGAGAGAAACAAUUUUUUAAUUACCUAAAAUAUUUGAUCUACUUAUUCCUAAUCAAUUCCAAACGCAUGCCGAAAGAAAUUUUGU
Molecule: messenger RNA, 2784 nt
Organism: Contarinia nasturtii (swede midge)
Lineage: Eukaryota; Metazoa; Arthropoda; Insecta; Diptera; Cecidomyiidae
Product: scoloptoxin SSD14-like
Exons: 8
Coding region: 524-2068 (514 amino acids)
Biological process (GO): glutathione catabolic process
Cellular component (GO): plasma membrane
Molecular function (GO): glutathione gamma-glutamate hydrolase
Source: RefSeq, a predicted model, not a curated record